AUGUCGUUACGUCAAAAAAGACCAAGAGAAGAUGAAAUAAGUUCAAUUGUUGGAAAGAUAUCUGUUAAGGAUAUGGGAAGUAAUUAUAAAUCAGAAACAAUCAAGAAAGAUAAAGUUGAAAAAAUCGAAGAAGUUGAUCAAACAUUUGAAGAAUUUUUGAAUAAAAUUUAUACAUUUAUACCAGACGCAUCUCAUGAAGUAAUACAUUCAGCAUCAGAAUUAUUUAUCGAGAAUCUAUCAAGUGCUGAUAUUACAAUACAGGAUAAGAGAAAAGUAAUCGAGGAUUUAUUAAAUGUUAAAAUCAAUGAUAUAGAAUUUAAUGAUUUGAUAAAUUUGGCAAAGACAAUAUCGAGAGGUCAAAAUAAAGAAGAAGAUAAUGAAAAAGCAAAUUAUGUUGCUGUCGAAUUUAAUGAAUCAGAAGAAGAAGAAAUUGAAGACAUUGGAGAAGAAGAACCAGAGGAAGUACAAGAAGAAAAAGAGAUAAAUUGGGCAUGGUUUCAAUCAAACAUACCAAAUUCACAACAAGAAGAAAUUAUAUCUUUAUUAUCAUCAGAUGCAGAUUUUGAAAGUCUAAAUGAAAUCAAAUUGAAUGAAGAACUACUUGCAAAAUGUACUGAAAAUAGAUGGAAGAUUGUAUUUACUAAAAAACUUGAGGAAUUACCAAAAGAAGAAGUAGUUAAAGAAAUGGAACAAGUAAAUCUAACUUCACUAAUUCAAGAACUAAUAGGAGAUCAACCAACUAAAAAACAAAAGACAUCAAGAAUACCACAAAGAAUUGAUUUACAAAAGAUAAUAUUCACUACUAGUGUAGAUACCACUAAAGUUAAACUACCCCCUGGAACAUUUCAAGAAAAUAAAAAAUCAUACGAUAUAAUUACAAUACCACCACCGUCACCACCAAAAUCAGAUGAAGAAUUAGUUGCAAUUUCAGAAUUACCAAAUUGGGCACAAGAAGCAUUUCCAUCUAAUGAAACACAAUCAUUUAAUAGAAUACAAUCUAAAAUAUAUCCAAAAGCAUUUGAAACUAAUGAUAAUUUAUUAAUUUGUGCUCCUACAGGUGCUGGUAAAACCAAUGUUGCUGUGUUAACUAUCCUCAAAACAAUUUCAAAUCAUAGGAUCAAUGAUAAAAUUAAUAAAAAUUUCAAAAUUGUAUAUAUUGCACCGUUAAAAGCAUUAGUACAAGAACAAAUGAGAGAAUUUCAAAGAAGAUUACUGGUUUUUGGUAUUACAGUCAAUGAAUUAACUGGAGAUCUGACAUUAUCAAAAAAACAAAUUCAUGAGACUCAAAUAAUAGUGACUACCCCAGAAAAAUGGGAUAUUAUAACGAGAAAGUCACCAGAUUAUGUCAAUUUGGUUAAACUUCUAAUUAUUGAUGAAAUACAUUUAUUACAUGAUGAGAGAGGACCCGUAUUGGAAAGUAUAGUAUCUAGAAGCUUACGUCAAGAUUCAGUGGUAAGAAUUGUUGGUUUAUCUGCUACACUUCCAAAUUAUAAUGACGUUGCUAAAUUUAUCAGAGUCAAUGAAGAUUCCUUAUUUUAUUUUGAUGGAAGUUAUCGUCCUUGUCCUUUACAACAAGAAUUUGUUGGAAUAAAAGAGAAAAAAGCAAUAAAGAAGAUAACAGCCAUGAAUGAAGCAUGUUGUGAUAGAAUGUAUGCUAGCUUAGAAAGAAACCAUCAAUUAAUUGUAUUUGUCCAUUCAAGAAACGAAACUGCAACUACUGCAAAAUACCUAAUUGAUAAACUAGCGGAAUCGGAUAUAAAUCUAUUGGAGAAUGUAGGUACCAAAGAGAUAUUAAAUCAAGAAUCUGAAUCAAUGUCUGGAAAAUUAAAAGAAAUUAUCCCAUUUGGUUUUGGUAUCCAUCAUGCUGGAUUGAAUAAAACAGACAGAUCCACAGUUGAAGAUUUAUUUGCUCAAGGUCAUUUAAGAGUAUUAGUUUCAACUGCAACAUUAGCUUGGGGUGUUAACUUACCUGCUCAUACAGUUAUAAUUAAAGGUACAGAAACUUAUUCACCAGAAUUAGGAACUUGGGUUCAAUUAUCACCACAAGAUAUUUUACAAAUGUUGGGUAGAGCUGGAAGACCAAGAUAUGAUAAAAAUGGUGAAGGUAUAAUUAUUACUUCACAAGAUGAAAUUCAAUAUUACUUGGCCUUGUUGAAUCAACAAUUACCUAUUGAAUCUAAAUUGAUUACGAAAUUAGUUGAUUCAAUUAAUGCUGAAAUAGUAGCUGGUUCAAUUAAAUCAAUUGAAGAUGGGAUUGAAUGGUUAGGAUAUACUUAUUUUUUCAUUAGAAUGUUACAAUCACCAAAUAAAUAUGGAGUAGAGCCAGAUUAUGAUUUUAAACUUGAUCCUACAUUGUUUCAAAAAAGAAUGGAUUUGAUAUAUACGUCAUUGUUGAUAUUGAGAGAACAUAAAUUAAUUAUAUUUGAUGGGAAAUUUGUAAGAUCAACUGAAUUGGGUAAAAUUGCAUCAUUUUUUUAUAUAAAUUAUGAAACUGUAAAUAUAUACGGAAAAUCAUUGAAACCAUGGCAUUCCGAAACUGAUGUAUUGACUAUAUUUUCCAAAUCUGUUGAAUUUAAAUAUAUUCCAUUAAGACAAGAAGAAAAGAUUGAAAUAAACAAGUUGAUGGAAAAAGCACCAAUUCCAGUUAAAGAAUUACCAAGUGAUCCAAGUGCAAAAAUUAACAUUUUAUUACAAACUUAUAUUUCCAAAUUGAAUCUUGAUGGGUUUGCAUUGAUUGCAGACAUGAUAUAUAUUAAACAAUCAGCAGGUAGAUUAUUACGAGCAAUUUAUGAGAUUUCAAAACUUAAGAAAUGGUCAUCAUUAUCUAAAUUGUUAUUAAAUUUUUGUAAAAUGGUGGAAAAUAGAAUAUGGUUGAAUAAUUCACCAUUAAGGCAAUUUAAUAAUGUUCCUCAACAAAUUAUAAAAUCUACCGAAAUGUCAUAUUUACCAUGGAUGAAAUAUUUUCAUCUAAAUGCUGAAGAAUUAUCAGAGGCCCUUAAUUUAAAAGCAUCAAUGGCUAAAAUAUUAGAAAGUUAUGUGCAUUCUUUUCCUAAAUUAUCUUCAAAUUAUAAAUUAAAACCAAUCAAUGAAACAAUGGCCAAAUUGGAAAUCGAAAUUUUACCUGAAUGGAAUUGGGCUAAUGAGUCAGGAAAUCAAGAAGUUUUUGAAAUUUUUUUGGAAGAUUGUAAUGGGAGUGAAUUAUUAUAUGAUGAUUUAUUGGUAAUUAAAAAGAAGAAUGUCAAUCAGAUUCAUGUGAUUGAUAUAAUUGUGGAUAUAAAGAAACCAUUAAUGCCAAAUUAUUUAUUAUCUUUUAUAAAUAAUAAAUGGGUCAAUUGUACUUGGAAAUUACCAAUCUUGUUAAAUAUAAAUUUACCUAAGAUUUCAAAUCUUUAUUUAUCAUAUGAUGAAAAUGAAAAAAUCAAACCUAACGAUUUUGAACAAUUGCAAAUUGAAGAUUUUAAUAGACUACAAUCAGCAGUCUUUGAACCAGUUUAUAAUUCAAAUGAGAAUGUGUUUAUUGGAUCAGCUAGAGGUGACGGAAAAAUAACAGUGUUAGAAUUAUCGAUCUUAAAUCAACUCAGACAAAAUAGAGGAAAGGUAGUCUACUUAAAUUCAUCUCAAGAAAUUGUAAGCAAGUUAUUUAAGAAGUGGAACAAGUUAUUCGAUGAUGUAUAUACACUCACAGGGAAUUUAAAAACUGACAUUUCAAUAAUUAAUGAAAGUUCAAUCAUAUUAUCUACUCCAGAACAAUUUAAUUUAUUAACUAAAAGAUGGAAAUCAAAAAAGAACUUCAAAUUAUUUGAUUUGUUAUUUCUUGAUGAUUUACAUACAAUUAAUACUGAUAUAAAUUAUGAAAUAUUCCUAACUAGACUUAAAAUGUUUAAAUCACAAUGGGAAGAUUAUGAAUUAAGAGUUGUUGCUUGUUCAUUACCUUUAGAUAAUGUAAGAGAUGUUUGUGAUUGGUUAAGUAUACCUAAACUGGAAAUCUAUAACUUUCCAUUACUGGAGAGAUCAAACAACAUAAAGGAGAUUAAGUUAUCAAUUGGUGAGAAUAAACAUAUUGAAAAAGAAAUAGACCAAAAAUCAAUAGUCUUCGUACCUACAUUCAAUAAAGUACUUGAACUUGUUUCAAAAUUAGAUUAUGAAUCUGUUGAUUUACAAGAAAUUGAAAAAUAUACAACAAGAAUCCAGGAUCGUAAAGUUAAAAUGUUAUUAGAAAAAGGAAUAGGUAUCUAUUAUUCAUGUAUGAAUAAGAUUGAUCAAUUGAUAGUUGAAAAAUUAUUCGACCUGGGUUUAAUCAAAUCAUUAAUUGCAACAAAAGAUACUUGUAACUAUAUACCACAAGCACAUAAGGUUAUAAUUUAUGGGACUAGCUAUCUUGAUGAAUAUGAACAUCGUAAUAUCGAUUAUUCAAUUGUUGAAAUUGCUGAAAUGACUGGUUCUUGUGCUGAUUCUGGAGUUGUUCAUAUAUAUUUAUCAAAUGCAAACAUGAUUGAAUAUUACAAUACUUUUAUUAAUUCGGGUGUUGUGAUUGAGAGUGAUUUAUUAUCUUAUCUUUUUGAAUUGUUGAUUAGUAAUUUAUCGAAUGGUAUAAUCAAAACAAGACAAAAUUGUAUUGAUUUAUUAACUUAUUCAUUUUACUACAAACGAUUAUUUAAAAAUCCAUCAUAUUAUCAAUUAAAAGAUGUUUCAAGCAUGGGAUCAUCUGAAUACUUAUCUGACAAGAUUGAAAACGUAAUUGAAGAAUUAGUCAGACAGGAAUUUAUCGAAGAUAAAGAAGAAAACUUUGAGGUUCUAAAUAAAUGUGUUAUUUCAUCUCAUUAUAAUUUAAUGUUUGAGACCAUGAAUAAUUUAUCACAAUUAAGUAAUAAAUCAAAAUUGAAAGAUAUCAUACAAAUAAUAUCCAAAUCUACUGAAUUUGAAUCAUUAAUUAUUCGAGAAGGCGAAGUUACAAAUUUAGAGAAUCUACAGAAUAAAGUCCCAAUUAAAUUAACCACUGAUUCAAACACUCCAUAUUAUAAAACGUUCAUACUUUUACAAAUCCACAUCAGUAGAUUAUCACAUUUAUUAACACCAGACUUACAAAGUGAUUUAAAAUUCAUAUUGGAAAAAGUGCUACCUAUAAUUAACGGACUCGUUGAUUUAUUAUCAUCCCAAGGAUAUCUUAACUCACUUAUAGUUAUGGAUUUUUCACAAAUGAUUGUUCAAUCAUUAUGGAGUUCAGAAAAUAUAUUAAAACAAAUACCAAAUAUCGGUGCCUUUGAAUUGGAAAAAUGUAAACAAUAUAACGUGGAGACAGUUUAUGAUUUAAUGUCAUUAGAAGAUGAUGAAAGAAAUGAUAUUUUACAAAAACAAGAUGAUGAGAAACUAAAUGAAAUUGCCAAUUUCAUAAAUAGUUAUCCAAAUAUUGAAGUAAAUUAUAAAAUGGAGGGAAAAAUUGUGGUAGAUGAGCCUAAGAUUAUCACAGUUACAAUUGACAGAGAUGAAGAACUAGAGUCUCUUGAUGUUGUAAGUCCAUUACCAUUCCCCAAAGAGGAGAAUUGGUGGAUUGUAAUUGGAGAUAAAUUAAUAAAUCAAUUAUACGCAAUUAAAAAAAUUAAUAUCAUGAAAACUACCCAAUCAUAUGAUUUAGAAGUUACAUUGACCAAUGAAGGAGAUAGAGAUCUACGUAUAUAUUUAAUUUGUGAUUCAUAUAUAGAUUCAGAUAAGGAAAUAGUUGUUCCAAUUAAUGUAUAA
Insectozyma verbasci is the source of this 5736-nucleotide messenger RNA. Lineage: Eukaryota; Fungi; Ascomycota; Pichiomycetes; Serinales; Debaryomycetaceae. The record is from the annotation of a GenBank genome assembly.